AUGGCGAAAUCACUGAUCCACCAGGGCCGCGACUCCGUUUCGACUGCAUGGUUCGCCUGGUGUGUCGACUUCAACGUAUGGGACUACAUCCGAGAAGUCCCAAGACCCCCGAAGACGCCUCCGCCUGGUUCAACGGCGAAGGACGCCAUCAAGCAAACGUACGACCUUCCCGCCCUGGAGCGGAAGAAGCUGGGCCUCACCUUGAUGAGACCGGAAAAAUACCUUGUGCGUGACCACGACAAAGUCGCCGCGCGUUUACGUGAAGACACUUGGAACAACGUCUUCCCCGGAAGAGUGCCUCCCCACGGCAUCGCCUUUGAAGUCAUCGUUCCAUCUGCCGUCAAGAUGUCCUCGGAUCUGAAGUGGGACCUGACCCAUCGAACACAUCAUGUCCCGGAUAGAGUCAAGAUUUCCACGGUUGGACGAGUUCACCGCCGCGGCCACUUUGUCAUGGCGAUGGUUCUCGGUUAUAACCGUGGCGUCGUUGACGACCCGGAGAGCAGAUUGAUCCUGGCCAAGACGUACGAUAUCUUCUUGAAAUGGGCCGUAACGAUCAUCAUCACCGGCAGAAGCAUGAAGCUUACCAGAGCUCUCAAGAACUUCGUUUUGCCGCAGCCUAAUCUUGACGUUGGUGGAGAGGAUACGAUCAUGGGAGGCACGGGAGACGAGAUGGAGCUCACGCGGGAGCAGCUCGCCCUCUGCGCUGAAGAGUUUGAUGUGGUGCCGUUGACUUCCGUUCCGGACUACGCUGUUUUCCGGCUGAGCGAGUGGCUCCACCGGGAGGUUGGCCGCACGUCGGCGGAGGACCGUUGCCGAUUGCUACGGGAGUGGUGCCAGCUUGAGGAUGGCAAGUUCCACCAGAACCUCGAGGAAUGA
Molecule: messenger RNA, 876 nt
Organism: Colletotrichum scovillei
Lineage: Eukaryota; Fungi; Ascomycota; Sordariomycetes; Glomerellales; Glomerellaceae
Exons: 2
Coding region: 1-876 (291 amino acids)
Source: RefSeq, a predicted model, not a curated record